Papaver somniferum (opium poppy) is the source of this 1568-nucleotide messenger RNA. RefSeq names its product non-structural maintenance of chromosomes element 1 homolog. Gene Ontology annotation, cellular component: Smc5-Smc6 complex; nucleus. NCBI's taxonomy places the organism in Eukaryota, Viridiplantae, Streptophyta, Magnoliopsida, Ranunculales, Papaveraceae. Gene Ontology annotation, biological process: double-strand break repair via homologous recombination; DNA damage tolerance. The coding region runs from base 224 to 1240 and encodes 338 amino acids. The record is from RefSeq and is a predicted model, not a curated record. The transcript is spliced from 6 exons. Gene Ontology annotation, molecular function: ubiquitin-protein transferase activity.
ACCAUACCUCCUCUGAAAUACCUACAUCGAUUGACAAGGCUGGGUAAAUAUCCAACUCAGGCUCAACUACCUUUUGGCGGGAAAAAUCUAAAAGUACACCACUUUUCCCGCAAAAAGAUUAUAUAUCCUCCUCGUCUGUCUCCUUAUUUUUACCAAUUUUACUUUAGGGGGCUGUUCUAAGGUUCGAUAAAAACAAGUCAGGGUUUCUUAAAGUCAGUUGAGAAUGCCGAAUUUGAGCUGGAGACAUCAUGCGCUCAUACAAACUCUUUUAUCUCGCGGCCCUCUCAAGGAAGAUGAAUUCCUUUCAAUCUUCGCCGUCGUCAGCGGGAAAAAACAAGCUUUAGAUUCGAGCGAUAAGGAAUUUAGUGAUUAUCUUUUAAACAUAACCAAGGAACUUGCAUUUGUACGGUUUGAGUUGCGUGCUUUCAGAAACCAGUAUGAUGGAGAAGUUUAUUAUGGUGUGGUAAAUAAUGUUGCUGAUGAACAGGCCAAGCUUGGGACUAAAUAUACAGUUCCUCAAAUUGCCUUCUACAAGGGUAUUAUAGAAGCAAUUGCGCAGGACACAACAGCUAGUGGUUGCAUAACGAAUAUUGAUGCUCUCAAUAUCCGCUUAGAGAAUCAGAAUGGAAUAGGAUCACAAUCACCGAGUGGCACAUCUACUGUUCCCUAUGCAUUCAAGAAUUUCACUAUAUCUCAAAAGGAUAAAACGAUAGAUGAACUUGUGCAAGAUCGGUGGCUUUGCUCCAUCCCUGACGGCAAAAUUGGGCUUGGUGUUAGAUCCUUCCUCGAUCUUCGGAGCUGGUUUCGAAGUAAUGAUGUUACAUCAUGUGAAAUUUGCAACGAGGCAGGAGUGAAGGCUGAGUUGUGCCAAAAGGAGGAUUGUAACACUAGAAUUCACCACUACUGUUUGAAGAAGAAGUUUUCUCAAAGAAUGGCUGAAAAAGUUUGUCCUAGUUGUGGCACUGAAUGGCCCAGUGGGUCCAUAUUUGAGGAAGCAAAGGAAGACGAAGGGGAGGAAGAGGAUCGGGGUGAACCAAGUCAAUACCAAGCUGCAGAGCCUUCUUCAGCUGGCAUGAGAAAGAAGCGUCGAAGUGUCAAAUCCGAAAGGGUAGAUACUGUUGGAGAAGGCCGUCGCCGAACAUCUGAACCUGUUCAGGAGCUUAGGAGAACCACUCGCCAAACAUCUGAACCUGUUCAGAAGCUUAAGAGAACCACUAGAAGUGCUGCACAACGAAGGUAAAGAUAAGAAAGGAAAAAGAAAAAGAUGAUAAUGAUGUAUGUUCACUUCGUUCUUAGGAGAGAAGCAAGCAUUGGUAAUUUUAAUUCUGGAUUGUAAUGCCCAGUGUAGUUUUUGUUGCUUUUAUGAGUUCCGAGUUUGAGCUGCCAUGCUUUACUGGAAAUAGACUUUAAAGUCAUGUAGAGUAUCUCUUGCUGGUUAGUUGUACUCCCUCCAUUUAAAAAAAAAAAAAAAUACUUUCACUUUUCCAUUUUAGACUAAAAAUUGGCUAAAUUGAAAAAUUGAUAGUAUCGUUUUUUUUUUUUUAAAACGGAGGUAGUAUAUAUUUUAU